Molecule: messenger RNA, 12480 nt
Organism: Trypanosoma cruzi
Lineage: Eukaryota; Euglenozoa; Kinetoplastea; Trypanosomatida; Trypanosomatidae
Product: dynein heavy chain, putative
Exons: 1
Coding region: 1-12480 (4159 amino acids)
Biological process (GO): microtubule-based movement
Cellular component (GO): dynein complex
Molecular function (GO): ATP binding; minus-end-directed microtubule motor activity; dynein intermediate chain binding
Source: RefSeq, a predicted model, not a curated record
AUGUCCAUUUCCUUUAAGGAGCUUGUUGCUCUUCGCCGCGUGCAUCUUGCGCAACAGCAGCAGCAGCAGCAACAACAACAAAAUCAACAGCAAUCGUUGGACCAGUGGUAUCGAAAUCAUGUGGCGAUGUCUUCAAUUUCUCCUCCACCCAUCAGUCGGGAGGCGGUUGAAACCGAAGAAAGUCCCAUAAAUGAUUGGGAUGGAGCCGAUGAUGGUGUGUCGACCGAGCAACAGCUCCCUGCGUGGUUGCGGGAGGAGUCUCCAACAGCCACUACUGCUCCUCUUCAUCCGUGGUCCCAGCCAGUCGUGGGAAGGUACACCGUGGGGGAGGAAGUGCCCGUGGGCAAGGAGCCCAAGGUUAUGGUGCCGCGCGAAGAUCUCAAAGGUGAACUUCCGCGUGUGGAGGUGAUGCGGCGGUGGCGACGACGUUACGACGAGGUCUCAGUGGAGACCUUAUUGAAGGAAAGGAACAUCAUUGUGGAUGGUGAGUUUACGGGGAAUAAACCGGGUUCCUACCAAUCCUUGUUGCCCCUUCACGCCUUUGACGACAGACGCUACGAGGAGUUAUCCCCAGAAGAGUGGUUGGGAAAGCGUGAUGAGACGGGCGGGGUGUCGUGCAAGGCGCUGCACAACAGGGGGAAAUGGCGCUGGCUUCCAGCACGUGUAACCGAGUGGAAUGCAAAAACCAACAUAUUAACUGUGGAAAUUGCUGAUAUCAAAGAGGAUGGCGAUAAUUUGAAAAGUCCUCAAAGGGAAAAUGGUGCAGUAGUUGCGCUUCCGCGUUUGUAUGUAUGCUUUGAUGCUGAAAACCCACGGAAUUUCGUAGAUCGUUUUGCAGAAGCCUGUCGUUUGCGAACGCUGGUUGAGAGUGUACUCCGUCAGCAACUGUACGUGGAGUCCAUUCCGCCGGAUGAGUAUCAGGUAGUUGACCCGUUGGUAUUAGAACGUGUGCACAAUUUGAGUCUUAACACGCCCAGGCUUCGAGAAAAUGAGGCCGCUCUUUCCGUGAACAGGCUCUUGGAGGAGGUGCGGACGGAUUACUCUCGUGUCAUGAACUUUGAAUUGAUGAGGCAAACAACAAAAAAUGGCGCCCUGACGCAGUUAUUCAGUGGCUCAGGGCUCCCGCCAGAGAGGCCGGUGGUGAAGCCACGAGAGUGUGGGGUGUACGGGCUACGCAGAAACUGUUUCCGUGAAGUGGUGAAUACCUUUUACAGGGAUUCAUUCUUUGCUUGUAAUGCCAUCACCAUUAGCGUCCUUCAACGCGUGAAAGAAGGAAAUGAUGCCUUGUUAUCUCGAAAGGUGUUCCGUGUUGACCAAUCGCUGGAAGACGUGUGUCCCAUGACCAUGGAUGCAUUCGAGGAGCUUCAGGUCGGGUUUGUUCGCCAGAAUGCGCAGUUUAUUCGGGAGAAAUGGGUUCCAGACAUCACAAAAUACAUUAAAAACGCCUUUUCUCAUUGCAUGGGGGCUUCCGAUGUGAGUUUACAUCUUCCCGAGAGUGUGUAUGGGGGAUCGAAGACACAACGUCUCAUGUGCACCAUCACGCUACAGAUGCAGGACGCCCUACGGACUUUUUUAACGCGUGAGUUGGGUAAAUUUGCCUCCUUUCUCGAAAUGGCGGCCAAUUACACGGUUCAGGUGCGGGGUAUUUCUGAUGUGAAGGUCGUGCCGCAUCAGGAUCGGAAAAAUAUGAGAAUUACGCCUCUUUUCAAGGUUACUCUUGUUGAAGGGGAUUCACGAACUCUUAUGUAUACUACAACCGCCACAGACUUUUCCAAGAUGCUGACGGAACUCAUUAACCGCUGCUUGACGUUACACACUGGGUUACGUUCUGUGGAGCGGCAACUGUUUAGCUUUCUUUACGACCCUGGCACGGCUUUUGUAUCCUCCAUUGAUGGAGAGGAUCCGGUUGUUCAAUCUUGCCUAAAGCGCCUUGUGGAGACACUCACACGUGCCGGGGUACCUCUUGCUGAGUACAUUGCAAAGUAUGAGGUAUUUGAAGAUCUAGUCGCGCUUGAUGUGUCGCAGUAUGUGGAAUCUUUUAGGGUGCAGUUUACAUCCACCAAGGGAGUGGAGGACGAGAUUGAACGCUUCAUUAAAAAGCGAGCCGACAUUAGCGCACAGAUUCCUCGUUUUGUGGACAUGGGCCUGUUCCAGGUUGACUGCACGGAUCUGAGGCGGCAGCUGGCAAACAAGUGCACUCAAAUUACCAACAGCAUCCUUGAAGUUCUGCUGCAGCGUGUGAAUUUGAAGGUGGCGGACGUGAACGAAGGGUUCCGUGCCAUACGAGAAAGUCUUAUGAAGCCAACCGAAACACCCGAGGAAGUUGUGGAGCGGAACGAGUUUAUCCGCAUGAUUCCCGAAAAGGUAUUUGACCUGCAGACGACGAUAGUUGAGAUCCAGCAGAUUAACGCCAUUUUGGAUACCUUCCAGGUGCCACUCUCAGAGGAUGACUUCAACAGAAAGUGGAUGGCCAUUGGCUGGCCCGCCCAGCUGGACGAUGAGAUCAUUCGGCGACAGAACGAACUGGAGCAGACGAGACGAAGUCUUAUUGUUAAUAUGCGCAAGUCACAGGAGGCGUUUCAAGAGAAGAUUUCUCAGAUGCAGCUCACUGUGGGAGGGUUUCAUCGCCGCACAAAUGUCAACAAGAUUAACGAGAUUGUUGCGGAUGUGCAUGCAAUACAGGAGCACAUUCAAAGUCUCAUUGGGACGGCCAACACAUUCAACACACAUGAGUCUCUCUUUGGGCUUGAAACGACCGAUUACGGUGUCGUACGGGAGCUCUCAUCCGACUUUGAUUCCUUUGCUACACUUUGGCUUGCUGUUUAUGACUGGAACGUGGCAAUACGAGAUUGGUAUAACAAGCCGUUUACGGAUAUUGAUGCGGAGGAGAUGGAGCAGCGGGUUAUGAAGAACUACCAGAGUGUCAGCAAGAGCACCCGUGACCCAAAGCUUACCGGGCUUCUUAUUGACAUUGCUCAAAAAACCAAGACAAAGAUUCAGGAAUUCAAGCCAAUGCUGCCGUUCGUUAAGUACCUGCGCACAGAGGGCCUGAAGGAGCGUCACUGGGACCAGAUCUCAAAGGAGGUUGGCCACGAGAUACGGCCGGGCAAGACCCUCAUAUCGCUCAAUGAUCUUACUGCCCUGAAGGUGACGGAAUAUGAGGAGAUUUUGUCGCGCAUAUCCGAGGUGGCAUCGCGCGAGUACCAGAUUGAGACAUCCCUCAAGAAGAUGAAAGCAGACUGGGAAAACAUUCAACUCAAAGUCCAGGCAUACAAGUCAACGGACUGCUACGUGCUGCCAAAGGAUUCCGUCGACACAAUACAAGAGGAACUGGAUGAUCAGACGCUCAUUACACAGUCUCUUAGUUUCUCUCCAUUUAAGAAGAUGUUUGAAAAUGACAUUGCAGCCUGGGAAGUUUCCAUCCGAAAGAUACAAAAUGUGAUGGAUGAGUGGCUUGUCUGUCAGAAGGCGUGGUUGUACCUGGAGCCCAUCUUCCAGUCAGAGGACAUUGUACGUCAGUUGCCUCGUGAGGCAAAACGGUUUCAGAAAGUGCAUGAAAACUGGCACGAUCUCACAAACAAGGCGAAUGAAAUUGGUUUGGUGCUAAAAUUCUGUGAGCCUAAUGAAUCCCUCGAGAAGUUUAAGGAAAAUAAUGGACUUCUGGAACUUAUUCAGCGUGGAUUAAACCAGUACCUGGAGAGUAAACGCUCCUCCUUCGCACGCUUCUACUUCCUUUCAGAUGAUGAGCUCCUCACGAUAUUAUCUGAGGCACGUGAUCCGAGGAAGAUUCAACCACACUUCCGUAAAUUGUUUGAGAACAUCAUGGAGAUUGAAAUGCGUGAGCCGAUCAAUGAGAUGUACGGUAUGUACUCUCAGAUGCGGGAAUACAUCCCCUUUGAUAGCUCCAUUAUUCCGCGCAAAAACAUUGAAAAUUGGCUCACAGAAAUUGAAAACAUGAUGCAGAUUUCUAUUCGUUCUCAGCUGGCUCAGGGCCUGAAGAAUUGUGUGGAGAAGGGACGGAAGUUUUUCAUCUUAAACUCUCCGGGUCAAGUCGCGAUUGCCGUCAACCAGAUCAUGUGGACGCAUGAUUGCGAGGAAAAUUUUAAGGCACACGGCUCAUUGGAGCCACAUCUUCCCAAAGCGAAGGCCAAUUUAAUGGAACUUGUGGAGUUGGUGCGGCAGCCACUUUCGAAUUUACAACGCAUGAAUCUCAGUGGACUGAUCACAAUUGAAGUGCACGCCAGGGACAUUGUGGAAAAUCUUGCAGAAGAUAAAAUUGAUAGUAUUUACGCCUUUGAGUGGAUCUCACAACUUCGCUCAUACUGGGAAAACAAUGACUGUUACUUACGCCAAGUGGAAGCACAAUUUCGGUAUGGUGGGGAGUACCUUGGAAACACAACACGUCUUGUUGUCACACCGCUAACAGACCGUAUUUACUUGACGCUUACAGGGGCAAUGCAUAUGUUCCUCGGUGGUGCCCCCGCAGGCCCAGCCGGUACAGGCAAAACAGAAACAGUGAAGGACCUGGCCAAAGCCGUGGCCAAGCAGUGCGUUGUUUUUAACUGUCAGGAAGGUAUGACAUACGCAUCUAUGGGAAAGUUUUUUAAAGGACUUGCCCAGGCAGGUGCGUGGGCCUGUUUUGAUGAAUUUAACCGUAUUGAUGUGGAGGUUUUGUCUGUUGUGGCGCAGCAGGUUUCAUCUUUGCAGGAAGCAGCGCGCACCAAGCAGUAUCGUAUUGCGUUUGAAGGGACGGAAAUUAUUGUGGACCCUUCUUAUUCGGUGUUUAUCACCAUGAACCCCGGGUACGCAGGGAGGACGGAAUUGCCAGAUAACUUGAAAGUUCUGUUCCGCCCCGUUGCCUGCAUGGUGCCAGACUACGCCAUGAUUGCAGAGAUCCGUCUCUUCUCGUUUGGUUACUCGAACUCGCGGACUUUGGCCCAAAAGAUGGUAGCUACAUUCCGGCUGAGUUCUGAGCAGUUAUCUUCGCAAGAUCACUAUGAUUUUGGUAUGCGUGCUGUGAAUACUGUUAUAUCUGCCGCAGGUCUCAUGAAGCGUGAGUCUCCUGAUGAAGAAGAGGAUGUUCUUUUGCUCCGUGCUUUGCGUGAUUCCAACAUGCCAAAGUUUUUGGAAGAGGAUCUACUACUUUUCUCUGGCAUCAUCUCUGAUCUCUUUCCCGGUGUGGAACUUCCCCCACGUGACUACGGCUCAUUGUUGGGUGUUCUCCGGGAAACGGCACUGGAGAUGCAUUUGGAGCCCACCGAAAUGUUUGUAAAGAAGUGUGUGCAACUGUUUGAAAUGAAUGUUCUCCGACAUGGUCAGAUGAUUGUUGGACCCACCAUGGGAGGAAAAACAUCCAGUGCUCGUGUGCUUCAAGCUGCUUUGACAAAACUACGGGUUGAAAUGAAUGAAGAACGGUUUGCGGAGGUGCACAUACACAGUUUGAAUCCCAAAUCCAUCACAAUGUCGCAGUUGUAUGGCGGCUUUGACGAAGCAACAGCAGAAUGGCGUGAUGGACUUAUUGGAGAACUGUUUCGCACCGCCGCCCGUGAUACCACGGACAGCAAACAGUGGAUUUACUUUGAUGGACCCGUAGAUGCUUUGUGGAUCGAAUCCAUGAACACUGUACUUGAUGAUAACAAGAAACUCUGUCUUAUUUCCGGUGAAAUUAUUGCCAUGACGCCGUACAUGAGUUGUUGGUUUGAGGUGGAAGAUCUUGCGGUGGCGUCCCCAGCCACGGUGUCUCGUGCAGGGAUGAUUUAUAUGGAACCUGUAAGUUGCAUCGGUGUGGAGGCCUUUAUUGCAACAUGGCAGCGUCAUCGACUCCCCAUCACGAUGGAUCCGUACAAGGAGGCUUUAGGGAAGUUUUGCACCGCCCUAUUCCCCGCCCUUAUUGAAUUUGUGCGUCAGGAUGUGGUGGAAUACAGUCCAUCUGUAUGGCCCAACUUGGUUGUCUCAUGCUUCAACAUUUUUGAGGCCUUGUUAAUUCCCUUCACGCCUACUCGGACGAUGGAAGUGCCACAAGCCCGGUUGGAACGACUCAAAGAAGCGCAUAUGCAUCUCUUUUUAUUCGCUGUCGUGUGGUCUUUCGGCGCUACAGGUGACAUGGAUAGUCGGCAGCGGUUUGACCAGUUCAUUCGGACGCAGCUGAACAACCUCGAGGUGUCCAUCAAACUUCCAGUUAUUGGCUGCAUUCAAGACUAUGAGUUUGUUUUGGAUGAGGCUCGGUGGGUGUUGUGGACGGACCGUCUUCCAGCCUUUACCGCGCAGGUCACGGCACAAAACAUUGCGGACAUCAUUGUGCCCACGGCAGAUGUUGCACGAUAUAAAUUUAUCAACAAACUUCUUCUUGAAAAGUCUUUUCACACGCUUUGUUGUGGCCCAACCGGCACUGGAAAGACCGUACUCUUACAGCAACUGCUCAUGCAUGGGAUGCCAAAGGAGUUUACGCCCAUUUUCUUUACAUUUUCCGCACGCACAAGUGCCAACCAGACACAGGAUCUUAUUUUCUCCAAGUUUGAAGUUCGACGUCGCGCCUCGCCGCAGAUAUGGGGUGCACCGGUAAACCAGAAAUUUGUUAUUUUUAUUGACGAUAUGAACAUGCCCGUGAAGGAGCAGUACGGGGCGCAGCCCCCCAUUGAGAUUCUGAGACAAUACAUGGAUUAUAAUGGCUGGUACGACCGUAAAACACGAGAGUUCUUUCAAAUUGUGGAUGUUGUUUUUGCGGGCGCGAUGGGACCACCCGGCGGUGGCAGGACUCAUGUCAGUCAGCGCUUCCUUCGUCACUUCAACCAAAUCGCCUUUCCGGAAAUGGAUGAGGACAGCAUGAAGCGUAUUUUCCUUUCCAUUCUGGAAAUUUAUUUUAAGCCCUUUGGCGAGGAACUAAGUAGUAAACUCUCCUCCAUUGUGAAUGCCUCCAUUGGCAUUUUCUACACUGUCACGAAGGAACUGCGACCAACCCCUUCGCGGCCACAUUAUCUUUUUAACUUGCGUGACGUCGCUCAAGUGGUGAGUGGACUGCUUAAGGCCACUCCAAAGAAGACAACCAGCCUCGUUGACCUCCUACGACUAUGGGUACAUGAGGAAAUGCGCACAUUCAGGGACCGUCUUACCACAGUGGAGGACAGAGAGUGGUUUGAUGAGCAGCUGCAGCGGCAGAUUGAGAAGCAUAUCAAGGUCCCAUUUACAGAGAUUGUGCCACCCGAAACGGGCACCGAUGGUCUCUUAUUUGUAGAUUUCCUCGAUACCAAAUCGGAUCAGCUGUUCUAUGAAGAAGUAAAGAAACCCGAGAAACUCGUCAAAGUACUGGAAGAUAAAUUGGUAGAGUACAACAAUGUUUCUUUUCACAAGAUGAAUAUUGUGAUGUUUGCCUACGCAGUGGAGCACAUUUGUCGAAUUGCACGUGUUAUUCGAAGACCCAACGGACAUGUGCUUCUUCUUGGUGUUGGAGGCUCUGGACGACAGUCUCUUUCCCGUGUCGCUGCAUUCCUUAACGAUUUUGAGGUGUUUCAAGUGGAGAUCUCGAAAAGUUACUCCAUGAACACCUGGCAUGAGGAUAUAAAGACGGCCCUUCGACGUGUUGCAUUUCAUAAUAAGCAGGUGUUGUUCCUAUUUACCGACACGCAAAUUGUGAACGAGUCCAUGUUGGAGGAUGUUAAUAACCUCCUUAACUCGGGUGAAGUGCCGAAUCUUUUUGUGGGGCCGGAAUUGGAUGAUGUGUUCAACGCCAUGAAGCCCGUGUGUAUUGCGGAGGGCAUUCAGCUCGACAAGGUGGGCAUGUACGCUCGAUUUGUCAAGUUUUGCAAGUUUAACCUGCACGUGUCACUUUGCAUGUCCCCUCUUGGGGAACCGUUUCGCAACCGACUCCGUAUGUUUCCGGCCCUGGUGAAUUGCUGCACGAUUGAUUGGUUUACGGCAUGGCCAACGCAGGCGUUGCGGAGUGUGGCGCACAAUUACUUUACGAAACUUAAAUUAGUCCCUGCGGAGGAAUUGGAUAAGUGCACGGAUUUAUGUGUUACUAUUCAUCAAAGCGUGGAGGAAAUCUCCAUCCGCUUUCUUGAGGAGACACGGCGCCACAACUACGUUACACCCACCUCCUUUUUGGAGCUGCUCCACACCUUUAAACGCCUUUUGGAAUCGCAAACAGAGAUGGCAAACAUGACGACGCACCGCUUGCAGAAUGGUUUGACAAAACUGCGUGAGACGGAAAACGCGGUUGCUGGCCUUCAGCAGACCCUGGAGAAGAAUCAGCCCAUUUUGAUUCAGAAAGGGGAAUCCAUCAAGAAACUUAUGGAGGAGAUUGUCAUUCAGACGGAAUCUGCCGAAGAAACAAAGCGAGAGGCUCAAACAGAAGAGGCGGCGGUGGCGGCCAAGCAGCGUGAGUGCGCCGCCAUUGAGGCUGAGGCACAAGACCAACUUAGUGAGGCAUUGCCUGAAUUGGAUCGCGCCUUGGCGAGUUUGGCGAAUUUGAAGUCCUCGCAGAUCACGGAGGUGGCUGGUUACAAGGCACCCACGCCGGGUGUGGUGAUGACCAUGCAGGGGAUCAGUAUUCUCUUUCAAAUCAAACCCAUCAUGCGUGCUGCGGGGCCCAUGGAGGAAAAGAAACCAGACUAUUGGGCCACGGCCAAGGAACAGCUUUUGAAUAAUCCCAAUCUGUUGAUGCAGCGCUUGAUUAACUACGACAAGGAACAUAUUCCUGAACGACUUAUUCAGGCGGUUAUGCCGUUAGUUUCUUCUGAGGACUUCACGCCAAAGAAAAUUGCGGGUGCAAGUCAGGCAUGCGCGGCAAUGUGCCAGUGGACUCAUGCCAUGGUGAAGUUUCAUGAAGUCAACAAGAAAGUUGAGCCACUACGGCAACGUUUGGCUGUGGCCCAAGAAGACAACCGCGUCUUUCAAGAGAAGCUUCGCAUAGCUCAGGCCCAAUUGGAAGAUGUUGCGAGGAAAUUGGAGAAAUUGCAAGCUGACAAGACACGGGCUGAAGAAGAAAUGAAUGAACUGGAACAUGUGGUGCAGCUUACGGAAAUCAAACUUGGACGAGCGGCCAUGCUUAUUGACGGACUGGUAGGUGAGAAGAAGAAUUGGACGAGUACUAUGCAAGAAAUUAAUGAGAAUUCCAAGUAUCUGUUGGGUGAUAUGAUAGCGGCGGCCGGGCAAAUCGCGUACGUAGGGCCCUUUACUACCUUGUACCGAAAUGAUCUACUAAAUGGCUGGAAAAACGAGUUAAAGAAUCACGGAAUUCUGCAUCAUGCGCAGCUUUCCGUGUAUCACACCUUACAGGAUCCCAUUGUCACUCAGGGUUGGAACGUCAAUGGACUUCCUACGGAUGUGUUAUCGGUGGAGAAUGCCAUUAUCAUGUCGAAUGCACGUCGCUGGCCACUUAUGAUUGACCCCCAGAACCAGGCGAACAAGUGGAUUCGGCAAACCUAUCCAGAGGGAAUAGAAGUUUUGAAACCUAGCCAAAAGGAUGUGAUUAAACGUAUCGAAUACGCCGUCCGUUCAGGUCGCGCCGUACUCUUGGAAAAUGUUGGAGAGAGCAUUGAUGCCAGCCUUGCUCCUCUUCUUGCAAAGCAGACAUUUAAGCAAGGUGGACAAGAAAUGAUUCGUCUUUCGGAGCAUGCCAUUCCAUGGAAUCAGGAAUUUAAGUUUUACAUGACGACCAAGUUGCCAAACCCGCACUACAUUCCGGAGGUCAUGGUGCAGGUCACAUUGCUGAACUUUUUCAUUACCCCACAAGGACUAGAGGAUCAGCUUCUUGGCGUCGUCGUGGGACAGGAACGCAAGGAACUGGAAAUACGUCGGAGCGACUUGAUUAAAGGCAACGCUGCCAUGCGAGCUGAGGUGGCCAACAUUCAGAAAACCAUUUUGCGUAAAAUGGAAGAGGUCACGGGCGAUAUUUUGGAUGAUGAGAGCCUUAUUGAGUACCUGAACCAGUCGAAGGCCACAACAGAUGAAAUUAAGAUUAAAGUGGAGGAGGCGGAAGAGGCGGAGAAGGAAAUAAAUGCAAGUCGAGAGUUGUAUCGUCCGGUUGCACGUCAUUCUUCAUGUUUAUAUUUUUGUUGUGCGACGCUAUCAAAUGUGGAUCCCAUGUACCAGUACUCCCUGCAGUGGUUUGUGCGGCUCUUUAUUAAUGGCAUCGAAUCCGCUGAAGAAUCGGAGGAUCUUGAAAAACGGCUUCAAAAUUUGAAGGAUUACUUCACGUACAGUUUUUACCAAAACAUCAGUCGAUCACUCUUUGAAAAGCAUAAAAUUAUGUUUUCCUUCUUUCUUUGUGUGCGUAUCUUACAGCAGGCAGGUGGCAUCGACGAUGAUGAGUUUCGUUUUCUCCUGCAGGGACCGUCCAUGACUUCCAAAACGCAGCCAAAUCCAGCGCACUCUUGGCUUACCGACUCUACAUGGGCAGAAAUUUGUUACCUCUCAGCCAAUUUCUCAUGUUUUAGAGGAAUUUCUUCGCACAUUGCUGAUAAUUUGGAACAUUAUCGUGGGAUUUUCAUGUCAUCUACAGCCCACAGAGAAAAAUUAAAGGGAAUAUACGAGCAGCGUCUGAAUUCCCUGGAGCGUAUGAUGUUUCUUCGUUGUCUUCGGCCAGACAAAUUGAUGGCGGCGGUACAAGACUUUGUACGGGACAAUCUGGGGGAGCGUUUUAUUCGCCCGCCUCCGUUUGAUCUCUUCACAUCCUUUAAGGAGUCCAGCCCCACUACACCACUUAUUUUUAUCCUCUCCCAGGGUGCAGAUCCCUUUGAGGACUGGAAAAAGUUUGCAGAGUCGCAGAAUAUGGGUAAGAAGCUUUCUGACAUCUCGCUCGGUCAAGGACAAGGUCCUCGUGCCGAACGUAUGUUACAGGAAGGUAUGGAAAAUGGGACGUGGGUUCUUUUACAAAACUGUCAUUUGGCGACAUCAUGGAUGCCGACUCUGGAACGACUCGUGGAGGCCAUUAGCCCCGGUAUUCACCCCUCCUUUCGUCUCUGGCUUACAUCUAUGCCCAAUCCAUACUUUCCAGUCUCUGUGCUGCAAAAUGGUGUCAAAAUCACAAAUGAACCACCGAAAGGCAUGCAGGCCAACGUCACACGCUCUCUUUUGAGUUACCCCGAGGAAUAUUUUGAAUCCUGCCGCAAACCGAAGGAAUUUAGAAAAUUGUUUUUUGCAAUGUCCUUCUUUCAUGCUCUGAUUCAGGAACGUCGUAAGUUUGGUCCGUUGGGAUGGAAUAUCCCCUACGAAUACACGUCGGGAGAUUUGGGAUGUUGCGUCACUCAGAUUCGCAUGUUUUUGGAAAAGUACAACGAGGUUCCAUACAAAGUCAUUAGGGAGCUCAGUGGUAAUAUUCACUACGGCGGUCGUGUCACGGAUGAUUGGGAUCGACGAACCCUUAAUACGAUACUAGAGGUAUUUAUCUCUCCUGAGGUAAUGGAAGAUGGUUACAGCUUUUCUCCGUCAGGUGUUUAUCACUCCAUUCCCACCGGGAUGCAGAAGCAUUAUUUGGAUUACAUUGAUUCUUGGCCUCUCAAUACAAACCCUGAGAUUUUUGGAUUGCAUGAAAAUGCCGAUAUCACAUGUGCACGUAAUGAGACAUUUGAAACAUUGGAGGCAAUAGUUGCCCUACAAGGCGAGGCCACACGAAAGAAUGCCUUGGGUAAGUCCCCAGAUGAAAUAGUUGUGGAUUUGGCUAAGCUUAUUCAAGGAAAGAUAAGCGAUUCAUUUGAUCUUGCAAAGUUUCACAAGAGAUAUCCUACGAAGUAUGAAGAUUCCAUGAAUACGGUGCUCGUACAGGAGGCGAUCCGAUUCAAUAAUCUUACGGCGGUGGUGCGAGAAACACUGGAGGCACUUUCUCUUGCUAUUAAGGGUGAAGUGUUGAUGAAUCGAGAGCUGGAGGAAGUGUAUCGCUGCCUUUACAACAACCAAGUUCCUGGCCAGUGGUCGGAGCGGGCAUAUCCGAGUCUCAAACCACUUGGCUCAUGGGUGGAUGAUUUGGCGCAACGAUUGGCAAUGAUUCAGGCAUGGUAUGAGGGAGGGCACCCAAAUGUGUACUGGAUAUCUGGUUUCUUCUUCCCACAGGCUUUCUUGACGGGUAUUCUGCAAAAUUUUGCUCGUAGAAAACAAAUUUCCAUUGAUACCGUAAGUUACGGAUUUGAAUGGAUAAACACGGAUCCUGGCACGGUAACUGCACCCCCUCAAACGGGUUGUUAUGUACACGGCAUAUUUAUUGAAGGUGCACGGAUUGAUCGGCAAACCCUGCAGCUUGCGGAGUCCAUGCCGAAGGUGCUAUUUGAGCAAGUCCCCAUGUUGUGGCUUAAUCCUAUCAUCAAUAAGGAGAAGCCAAGGAAUGACGUGUACAUAUGCCCCCUUUACAAGACACCCCGUCGUGCUGGUACACUGAGUACCACGGGCCACUCGACAAACUACGUCCUCACGAUGGAAAUACCCACCACAGUAGAUCCUAAACAUUGGAUAAAGCGUGGUGUUGCGUGUGUUUGCGCAUUGAGCUCCUAA